This is a messenger RNA of Formica exsecta, 676 nucleotides long. RefSeq names its product maltase 1-like. The record is from RefSeq and is a predicted model, not a curated record. The transcript has 2 exons. The annotation marks the transcript as partial. Lineage: Eukaryota; Metazoa; Arthropoda; Insecta; Hymenoptera; Formicidae. Gene Ontology annotation, biological process: carbohydrate metabolic process.
ACUUUUUUAGAUGGGAAAUCAUGACAAUCACCGCGUAGCCUCGCGUUAUCCCGGCAGAUUGGAUCAAAUGACCAUGUUGUCCAUGAUUUUGCCGGGCUUGGCAGUGACUUAUAACGGCGAUGAAAUUGGUAUGGUGGACAAGACGGAUAUAUCGUGGGCGAAUACGCAGGAUCCCGAGGCGUGCAACGCAGGCAAAGACCAUUACGCGUCUGUGUCUCGCGAUCCAGAACGGACGCCGUUCCAAUGGGACGCGACGAAGAACGCAGGUUUUAGUACGGCAAAUUCGACGUGGCUUCCGGUGAAUGAAAACUACAAAGAGUUGAACUUGUUGAAAGAGACUAAGGCUCAUGACUCGCAUUACAAGAUCUACAAAACCUUAGCCUACAUGCACCGAAAGGAACCAGCACUUACCAAAGGAAGUUACAGAUCGUUCUUGGCGAACAAUGGUACAGUCCUGGGUGUGAUCCGAAACUCUGGUUCCCGCACCGUGCUGCUUCUGAUUAACUUCUUGGACGACAUCCCUCAAAAAGUGGAUCUAUCAGGCAAAGGACUUCCGCUACUAAUGAAGGUCAAGGUUGCCAGCUUGGAUGCUCAAGUAAAAAGGUAUGACUUUCUCAAACAAUUUUUUUUUAGGUUGUUUAUAUACAUAUUUAUAACUGUGUUACAACUCUUUUUC